This is a messenger RNA of Acomys russatus (golden spiny mouse), 372 nucleotides long. Its product is annotated as ubiquitin-conjugating enzyme E2 W-like. The coding region runs from base 1 to 372 and encodes 123 amino acids. Lineage: Eukaryota; Metazoa; Chordata; Mammalia; Rodentia; Muridae. The record is from RefSeq and is a predicted model, not a curated record. The transcript has a single exon.
AUGGGGUUGGUGCAGAAACGACCACAAAAAGAACACUUUGCUUUGCAAAAUGACUCGCCUUCUGGAAUGACUUUAAAUGAAAAGAGCAUUCAAAAUUCAGUUCCACAGUGGCACAUAGACAUGGAGGGUGCACCAGGGACCUUAUAUGAAGGGGAAAAAUUUCAACUUCUGCUUAAUAUUAGGAGCCUAGACCCUUUUGGCUCUCCUCAAGUCAUGUUUACUGUUGAAAUGUUCCCCGUUCAUCUUCAUGCGUACAGCAGUGGUCAUAUCUGUUUAUCCAUUCUAACAGGAGACUGGUCCCCAGCGCUCUCGGUCUGGUCAGUCUAUCGUAGCAUCUAUCGUAUACUUCCUAGCUGCAAGGAAAAGGGAUGA